AUGCCAUAUUCUCCUUCAUGCCUGUCAGGUUUGCGUCCUUUCAUCUGCCGCAUUUGCUCGAAAGCCUUCAAGCACAAGCACCAUUUAACGGAACACCGGCGAUUGCACACCGGCGAGAAGCCGUUUGUCUGUUCUCGUUGUGGAAAACGUUUCAGCCACUCGGGCUCCUAUUCACAACACAUGAACCAUCGCUACAAGUACUGCAGGCCUUGA
Protopolystoma xenopodis is the source of this 213-nucleotide messenger RNA. Lineage: Eukaryota; Metazoa; Platyhelminthes; Monogenea; Polystomatidea; Polystomatidae. The record is from the annotation of a GenBank genome assembly.